This is a messenger RNA of Medicago truncatula (barrel medic), 3140 nucleotides long. Its product is annotated as receptor-like kinase TMK4. The transcript has 2 exons. The record is from RefSeq and is a predicted model, not a curated record. NCBI's taxonomy places the organism in Eukaryota, Viridiplantae, Streptophyta, Magnoliopsida, Fabales, Fabaceae. Gene Ontology annotation, biological process: protein phosphorylation. Gene Ontology annotation, molecular function: protein kinase activity; protein binding; ATP binding. The coding region runs from base 103 to 2853 and encodes 916 amino acids.
UUCCAACAAGUAGUAACGCGCACUCUUUCCAUUCCCUCUCAUACUUUGCUAUUAUAGGAGGACAGUAGUCUCUUGCUACUGCCAACCGCAUUUAUUUCCAAAAUGCACCAAAUCUCAUUCAUCAUCAUCGCGAUCAUCGCCGCCACCUUCGUGGUGGCCGACGAUGACGGCACCGUCAUGCAAAGCCUUCGGCAAUCCCUUAAACCUUCUCCUAACGGCUGGUCUUCCAAUACUUCCUUCUGUCAAUGGUCCGGCGUCAAAUGCUCAUCCGACAACCGCGUCACCAGCAUAAACCUCUCCGAUCAAAAGCUCGCCGGAACCCUUCCCGAUAAUCUCAACUCCCUCACUCAACUCACAACUCUCUAUCUCCAAAACAACGCUCUCUCCGGUCCUCUUCCUUCUCUCGCCAACCUCUCCUCCCUCACAGACGUUAAUCUCGGCAGCAAUAACUUCUCCUCCGUAACUCCCGGCGCAUUUUCCGGCCUUAAUUCACUCCAAACACUCUCCCUCGGAGAAAAUAUCAACCUCUCUCCGUGGACAUUCCCUACCGAGUUGACUCAGUCUUCCAACCUCAACUCAAUCGAUAUCAAUCAAGCAAAAAUCAACGGAACCUUACCAGACAUUUUCGGUAGUUUCUCUAGUCUCAACACCCUUCAUCUCGCAUACAACAAUCUCAGCGGAGGAUUACCUAACUCUCUCGCUGGUUCCGGAAUUCAGAGUUUUUGGAUCAAUAACAAUUUACCUGGGUUAACCGGUUCAAUCACUGUGAUUUCCAACAUGACAUUGUUAACUCAGGUAUGGCUUCAUGUGAAUAAAUUCACCGGUCCAAUUCCAGAUUUAUCGCAAUGCAAUAGUAUAAAAGAUCUGCAACUUAGGGAUAAUCAGUUAACUGGUGUGGUUCCUGAUUCUCUGGUGAGCAUGUCUGGCUUGCAGAAUGUUACUCUAAGAAAUAAUCAGCUUCAGGGACCUGUUCCGGUGUUCGGUAAAGAUGUGAAAUAUAAUUCUGAUGAUAUCAGUCAUAAUAACUUUUGUAAUAAUAAUGCAUCUGUACCUUGUGAUGCUAGGGUUAUGGAUUUGCUUCAUAUUGUUGGUGGGUUUGGGUACCCUAUUCAAUUCGCGAAGUCAUGGACAGGGAAUGAUCCUUGUAAGGAUUGGUUGUGUGUUAUAUGUGGUGGGGGUAAGAUUACCAAGUUGAAUUUCGCGAAGCAGGGUUUGCAGGGAACAAUUUCCCCUGCUUUUGCCAAUUUGACUGAUUUGACGGCUUUGUAUCUAAAUGGGAAUAAUUUGACUGGUUCUAUACCUCAAAAUUUAGCUACAUUGUCUCAACUUGAGACUCUUGAUGUCUCUAACAAUGAUCUAUCAGGCGAGGUUCCCAAAUUCUCACCAAAGGUGAAGUUUAUAACUGAUGGUAAUGUUUGGCUUGGUAAAAAUCAUGGAGGUGGAGCGCCUGGUUCUGCUCCUGGUGGAAGUCCUGCUGGAUCGGGAAAAGGUGCUUCGAUGAAGAAAGUUUGGAUUAUUAUAAUAAUAGUGCUUAUUGUUGUGGGUUUUGUUGUUGGGGGGGCAUGGUUUUCUUGGAAGUGUUAUUCCAGAAAGGGGCUUCGGAGAUUUGCUAGGGUUGGUAAUCCUGAAAAUGGGGAAGGAAAUGUCAAACUCGAUCUUGCGAGUGUUUCAAAUGGAUAUGGUGGUGCUUCGAGUGAGUUGCAAAGCCAGAGCAGUGGUGAUCAUAGUGAUCUUCACGGUUUUGAUGGAGGAAAUGGUGGAAAUGCUACGAUUUCGAUUCAUGUUCUUCGACAAGUGACAAAUGAUUUCAGUGACGAUAACAUUUUGGGAAGGGGAGGAUUUGGUAUUGUUUAUAAAGGGGAGUUACCUGAUGGAACUAAAAUUGCUGUCAAGAGGAUGAUAUCCGUCGCAAAGGGAAGCAAAGGGUUGAAUGAGUUCCAAGCAGAGAUUGGUGUUCUUACUAAGGUUAGGCAUAGACAUUUGGUUGCCCUUUUGGGAUACUGCAUCAAUGGCAAUGAGAGGCUUUUGGUGUAUGAGCAUAUGCCUCAAGGGACAUUAACGCAGCAUCUGUUUGAAUGCCGUGAACAUGGGUACACUCCUUUGACAUGGAAACAAAGGUUGAUAAUAGCUUUGGAUGUUGGACGGGGGGUGGAAUACCUGCACAGCUUAGCUCAGCAAAGCUUCAUUCAUAGAGACUUAAAACCAUCAAAUAUACUAUUAGGUGAUGACAUGAGAGCAAAGGUUGCAGACUUUGGGCUGGUUAAAAACGCACCGGACGGGAAUUAUUCUGUUGAGACAAAGUUGGCUGGAACAUUUGGAUAUCUUGCACCCGAGUAUGCAGCUACUGGAAGAGUGACAACCAAAGUGGAUGUUUACGCAUUUGGAGUAGUUUUGAUGGAACUGAUCACAGGUCGAAAGGCAUUAGAUGAUUCUGUGCCCGAUGAAAGUUCUCAUUUGGUUACGUGGUUCCGUAGGGUACUGACUAACAAGGAAAACAUUCCAAAGGCAAUUGAUCAAACUCUCGACCCGGACGAGGAAACAAUGUUGAGCAUAUAUAAAGUGGCUGAGCUGGCUGGCCAUUGCACCACUCGUUCACCAUACCAAAGGCCUGAUAUAGGGCAUGCAGUGAAUGUGUUGUGUCCUCUUGUGCAGCAAUGGGAACCUACUACCCACACAGACGAAAGUACUUGUGCGGAUGACAAUCAGAUGAGUCUUACUCAAGCACUACAAAGGUGGCAAGCCAAUGAAGGCACUUCAACAUUCUUCAAUGGCAUGACCUCACAAACACAGUCAAGUUCCACAUCUAAACCUCCAGUGUUUGCAGAUUCCCUUCAUUCACCUGAUUGCCGGUAGCCAAAAUUGAUAAAUGAGGCACCCCCCAAGGGCUUCUUCAUAGCCCUUAUAAGAGUGGAAGAAUUGAUCGAGAAAAAUUAUACCCAAGAAAUCUGAAUAUUGUGCAGCUCUUUGAUCCGGUAGCAUCACCAAAAUUACGUCCAUUUUUGUUUUAUUAACUUGACAAUGUAGUUUUUUUUGUCUGCUUUUAAAAUCUCCGUUACUAUGAUAUAGACCUAAAUAUACUAGUAAGUUUGAUGCACUUUAUUGAUUCUUAUGGAUUUUAAAAGAUUGUUGGAGCAUUAUUA